AUGGCGCUUUUACAGACUGGUGAAGAAGGGGCAUCUUUGUUUAGUUCGGAGCUUACAAGACACGCCAAUGUAUCUAAUGCUUUUAGUGGGAAAGACAAACGUUUACAAGCAAUGGCUUCAUAUAACCCUAAAUUGUUAGAAAAGAAAUACAAUAACUGGGUUAAAGCUCAGCUAGCUGUGUUGUUAACUAAAGAAGGAGUUGAACAUUUUAAUGCACAUAGGUACUACGGUCCAUCGUACAAAAACAGUGAUGCAACCCAGUGGUGCAGUAAUUUCUGGGAAAUUGCGAAAUGCUUCAUGCCCCCAGAUGGGUAUAAAGAAAAGGCAUCUGCAACAGAAACAGACUUUAAUGGUAUAAUCAGCGUUAUCCUUAAUCACAAAGACUUCCAGGGAAAAGUACUUGAAAACCUCAAUACUAAGACAAAUAAAUUUGCAGAGUUAGAAAAUGACACUCUUGUCAUUGGUAAAGAUGAUAUAAGGAAAGUACUAGAUGAUGUGGCAACAGCAAUUCAAGACAAAAUGAAGGCUGGAUUAGAUGAGCAAUAUGACAAAAUUAAACUAGAUAUGAUUAGAAGAAAACAAGAAGAUCUUAAAUCUCUUGAGUCAAAAACUUUCGAGGGAAUGACCCAAAUACAAGAUGAAACUGAUGCUUCCAUGAAAAGAUUAAAUAAAGAAAGGGACAAAGAAGUUGAUACAAUCCAUGAACAAGGAGAUAAAGAACGAGCAGGUCUGACUGAAAUAGGAAAUAUGCUACAAAAAGAACUGAAAACAACAAGUAAAGCUGAGAAAGAAGAAAAGUAUCUAUCUCUUGGGUCUAAAACUGCCGAGGGAAUGACAAAAAUACAAGAUGAAACUGAUGCUUCUGUGAAAAGAUUGAAUGAUGAAAGGGUCAAAGAAGUUAAUACAAUUCAUAAACAUGGAGAUAAAAAGAGAAAAGAGCUGACAGAACUAGGAGAGACGUUACAAAAGAAACUGGAAACAGCAAGUAAAGCCGAGAAAGAAGAACAAUAUUUUGAUUCCAAACAAAAACUUCAAGGCGACCUGAUUAAAUUCUACAGAAAAAGGUGUAGUUCAAUACCUCUGUCACCGCUUCUUGAAGAAAUAGAGACACCUCUAGCUGGGUUCUAUGUGAUGCCAGAAAUAGUCGCCGUAAAACAGAAGUCCCUAACUUGUCAUGAAGAGGAGAAAACACCGAUCAAAUCUAUGAAAGACCUGUUUUCAACCGGAAGUGGAGAUCAGCAAGAAAUUUAUCUAUCAGCCGAUGCAGGCUUUGGAAAAACUGCUUUCUCAAAAUAUCUUGCAAUCAUGUGGUGUCAGGCUCAUUGUCAUGAUGAAAACUACGCCUGUUUUAAAAAGGAAGAGUUAAAAACGUUAUUUGACUUUGAUUUUUUAUUUUUGGUUUCAUUAAGAGACUGUACCUCUGUUUGUAACAUUGACGAUAUGAUUGAACAGCUAAUUACUAAGAAACUUCCUUCAUCAACAUCACUAGAUGAAGUUUUACGUAGAGAAAAAUGCUUGAUUAUAUUGGACGGUCUUGAUGAAUGGACUCACCCUGCAAAUAGUUGUGGCGAAGUAUCAGAAAAAAUCCCACAUCGGUACGUACGUGAUAAUUGUGUUAUCCUAACGACAACCCGACCGUGGAAGCUUGGAGUUUCAAAUCUCAAAACAAGUCAAAUAAACAAAAAAGUAGAAUUGGUUCAAUUAAGUGCAGAUUCUACGCGGCAACUAGAAGAAAAUGCUAUAAGGAAGAUGACCGGUGUCAAAAACGAUAGAGUAUUGAAGAAUAAAAGACGGGACUUUAAUAAAGUGAUACGUGACCGUCGCCUAAAGCACAUGCAAGUGAUUCCACUCCUCCUCAUGUAUAUAGUUUGCCUAUGGUGUAACAACAUUCCUAUAGGAAAUUCAAAACAUGAAAUUUACACCAAUAUCAUUGAAUUUCUUUUAUCGAGAACGUCAAAGAAACACCCGGAAGUUCAACCAUCUCGUGAAUCGUCUGCCAGUGAAAUUCCAGAAUACUUCAAAAGUCAUGAAUUCUGUAAACAUUUUUACAGUCUUAUAACAUCAUUAGCAGAACUAGCUUACCAAACAUUAUUUCACGAAAAUAGAGAAAACACGCUUGUAUUUGAUAGAACGGUUGCUGAAAAAUAUCUCAAAGCAGACGACAUGAAAUUAAGUCUUCUCUCAGGAAUACUGUCAGAAAGUAGAAGUAAAACUUUAAUCAAAGAAAUUAUCAAAGUAUCGUUUUCUCACAAAACAGUGCAAGAAUACUUUGCCGCCAUAUUUAUAAGUUCUCAAAGUGACGCUCAGAAAACUGUUGUAGAAAAAUGUAGAAAUGUUCAAGACAUUCUGGACAUGUCAAAAAUUUGUGAAUUUAUAAGUAAAAUGAAUGCUGACCUGAUGUGUGCAAUAUCAAAUGAUUUGAUGUCUGUGAUAAAUGAAGACGAGAAAACACGCGACUAUAGAACUAGGACAGUUACGAGUACUUGUUCAAUAAUCCAUUGUAUAACAUACAGGAAAUGUUCAUGUCGUGUUUACAAGAAAUGCCUGAAAGUGAAAAUAUUCAAUUAUGUUUACAAGAUUUCUUCAUUUACGGGGACACCAAUGUGCACAGUAAGCAGUUACAACGUUUAUUAAAACAAAAUAAAACCAACAUAAAAUCACUUUAUAUAGACAUUAGCAAUACUUCCAGCAGUUUACGUGAAAUUAUAGAUUUAUUCUCUCUCACAGAUCUCAGUCAUAUACAGAAACUUUACUAUUUUGGUGACUUGGAGAAGGAGGCUGAGAUAAG
Molecule: messenger RNA, 2788 nt
Organism: Ruditapes philippinarum (Manila clam)
Lineage: Eukaryota; Metazoa; Mollusca; Bivalvia; Venerida; Veneridae
Exons: 5
Coding region: 1-2634 (877 amino acids)
Source: RefSeq, a predicted model, not a curated record